AUGCCUUUGAUUCCUAGUGGAUACUUUGAUACACGAUCAACAAUGGAAACAAUAGAUGAUCAUCAUCUUUUUUAUAUAGGUGAAACGGAAUUAAGAAUAUACAUAACAUCAACAUCUGAAAGAUCACCUAUUACUUGGUCUUCUCCUUUAUUUCAACAAAUCAAAUAUCUUAGAUUAGAAUUGCCAAUAGUUUCUUCAUCAUUGAUGAAUAGUCUUUUGGAUAUGGUUAAUUUUCAUCAAAUAAGUGAUGAUGACGUACAAGAAGAUGUUAUUUAUCUUUCAAAUUUUGUUCAUUUAUCCACGAUAAAUCAAAUCGAAUUUGGGUCGUCAUUUAAUAAAUAUCAUUGGAAACAUGCUCAAUUUAUUCUGCAAGCAUGUCCAAAUGUGUUCGAUCUUAUAAUGUUGACUGCAUUACUCAUUUCUUCGAAAUUUAUUGAUAAUCCAUUUCUUAUUCCAGUUUUUAAACAAAUUUAUGCGAUCGAAACAAUAUUAGAAGAUGUUUACUUUCCUUCAAGCUUUGCACCCAAAUUUGUUGAACGUUUUCCAUCACUUAGAGCAAUUGAACUUCAAGUAAUUUCAUUCAACAAUUGCGUAUCUAUCAUUGAUACAUUUCUUAGUCACUUGAAAAAUCUAUCAUAUCUUGAAAUUGAUUAUUUUGAAGAUUCAUCACUCGAUGAUCCUUUUUCACGUGAGGAUAUUAUUGAAAAACGUCGUCAAGCAUUUCCCAUGAAUAUUAUUAAUGAACAAGCCAUCAGUGUCAAAAAUGAUGGAGAAGUUAUAGAAAUUUGGUUAAUCUGA
Messenger RNA from Rotaria sp. Silwood2, 798 nucleotides. The record is from the annotation of a GenBank genome assembly. NCBI's taxonomy places the organism in Eukaryota, Metazoa, Rotifera, Eurotatoria, Philodinida, Philodinidae.